AUGGCGACAGGAUAUGAAAAUACUUUGCAAGGUUAUGACGUGAGUCGUUUUCAAGGAGAAGUCAGAGAGGAUCUGCUUUGUUCCAUUUGUUAUAAAGUUCCAAAGAAUCCCAGACUUUGCCAGAACCAAGAACAUAUAUUUUGCUUCUCUGACAUCUCACGAUGGCUCCUAGGACAUAAAACAUGUCCAGUUUGCAGAGAUCCUCUGACUCAAGAAACCUUGAGACGACCAACAGGAUUUCUGAAGAAUUUUUUGAACGAUCUAAAAAUCAAGUGUGAUCAUCAUGAACGAGGAUGUCCUGACUACGUUCGUCUGGAACAUCUUCCAAGACAUGUCGAGGAAUGUGGAUAUGCUCCUGUCAUGUGUCGUAAUGAAGGAUGUGAUACAGAGGUUAAUAGAAGAGAUGUUGAAUAUCACGAGAAAACGUGUGAAAAUAUCAAGAAAAAUGUGGAUGGAUUAAAAAUGAGUCAGAAUGAAAUGAAUGUUCGAAUGACUUCAUUGGAAAGAAAACAGGAUGAAAUGAAGAAAAAUGUGGAUGAAAUAAAAGCAAGUCAGGAUCAAACAAAUGUUCAAAUGACUGCAAUUGGAAGUAAACAGGAUGAGAUGAAGCAAAGUAUGAACGAGAUGAGAGAACAGUUUGAGAAAAUAAUGAUGAUGAUGAUGAUCAACCGCACAUUUCAAGGAAAUAAUACAAACAAGAAUGGUGCUAGCGCUAUGAAUCACACAGUUCCAGUCAAGAAUCAAGAUGUUAUUAUUAUUGGUGGUGAGUAUGGCAUAAAAAGCUACGGGGUAUUAAAUACAGUCGAGAAAUACAACAUAGUAGAACAAAAUUCAACUCCACUGUCACGAUUCAAUCAUCCCCGAACAGCAUCAGCAUCGUGUGUUUACAACAAUGACAUUCUUGUCGUUGGUGGUUUCGAUGGUAUAGUAGGAACUGACACGAUUGAAGUUUUGAAGAUGAACCAACAUCCUUUGCGAUGGACAAUGUUUGAUGGUAAACUGCCUGUUAAAUUAUCUGGUCAUGCCGUAAUAGUUUAUCAAGAAAAAUUAUAUAUAAUAGGAGGAUAUGACGGGAAUGAAAGAAAAACAUCGAAUGACAUUUAUGAGAUUGCUCUUACCCCACCUUAUACUGCAAAACUGCUGACGAGAAUGCCUGAGGCAAGAAGAAAUCACAGAGCAGAACUUGUUAAUGGAAAACUAUUUAUCUUGGGCGGAACAACAACCGGCUUUAGUAAAGAGGCUCUUUACAGCGUUGUUGUUUAUGAUUUGAUUAAGAAUGAGUUCAAGCCAUGUCCAUCGUUAUCUCAGCCUGUUUUUGCUAUGUCCACAGUAAGUUGGGGUCAUAUGAUCAUCGUCGUUGGUGGUUUGGAUAAGAAUGGCCAGGUAUUAAAUGACGUCAUAAUGUACGACACAGAGACAGGCCGAAGCGAGAGACUGCCCUCCAUGAUUUACAAAAGGAUGGACAGCUCUGUCGUGAUCAUAAAUGACGUCAUUGUCGUGUUUGGUGGAUGGAAUAGUGAGCAGGGAUAUCUCAACUCAGUGGAAUCUUUCAUCAUUGGUGGAGUUGGCUGGAAAGAACUGCCAGGAAUGACACAAAAAAGACGCAAUGCUACUGCUGUAGUUAAACCUCUGAGAAUUUGAUGAAAAAUUUGAAGUAAAAGAGUUUGUCAUUUUGUCCAAGAUUGAGAUGAACACGAAGUUAUAAAUGAACAAUCAGUGAAUGAUUACAUGAAUUAGCUUUUCAAGUCUCUAAGUGCCGCUGACCACCACUGAUCUUUUAUGAAACUGGAUGAUUGAAGAUGUUUUGUAAUAAAAAUGAUAUUGUGAUAAUUAUCAUUUAUAACUGAUGUAGU
Molecule: messenger RNA, 1853 nt
Organism: Dendronephthya gigantea
Lineage: Eukaryota; Metazoa; Cnidaria; Anthozoa; Malacalcyonacea; Nephtheidae
Product: kelch-like protein 5
Exons: 5
Coding region: 1-1641 (546 amino acids)
Molecular function (GO): protein binding
Source: RefSeq, a predicted model, not a curated record